Triticum turgidum subsp. durum (durum wheat) is the source of this 3846-nucleotide messenger RNA. The record is from the annotation of a GenBank genome assembly. NCBI's taxonomy places the organism in Eukaryota, Viridiplantae, Streptophyta, Magnoliopsida, Poales, Poaceae.
AUGACGGGGGUGGCGCUGGUUGGUUUGCAAUUGGCAGCAUCACCGAUCCUGAAGAAGCUCCUCGUGGAUGCUUCAACAUACCUUGAGGUUGACAUGGCGAGCGAGCUCCAUGAACUGGAGACCACCAUCAUGCCGCAGUUCGAGCUGAUGAUUGAAGCAGCUAACAAGGGCAAUCGCAGGGUCAAUUUGGACAAAUGGGUCCAGGAGCUCAAAGAAGCCUUCUACAAAGCCGAAGACCUGCUGGACAUGCAUGAGUACGACAUCCUCGAGCGCAAAGCAAAGAGUGGGAGAGAUUCCUCGCCACCCCGUGCCUCAUCAAUCAGCACUAUUUUGAAGCCUCUGCGUGCUGCUUCUAACAGGUUAUCUAAUCUCCUCCCAAAGAACAAGAAGCUACUUCACCAGCUGAAUGAACUGAAGGCCAUUCUGGUGAAAGGCAGGGAGUUGCGUGAACUUCUUUGCGUACCAGUCGGUAACAGUACAGAGAGCCCCAUCAUUGUUCCUCAGGCCACAUCAUUACCACCUUUGAAAGUAAUAGGUCGUGACAAGGAUCGUGAUGAUAUAAUAAACCUUCUUACCAAGCCGGCUGCUGUUGAGACCAAUUCAGCUGUAUAUGCGGGUUUGGCCAUCGUCGGAGCAGGAGGUAUGGGAAAAUCCACCUUGGCACAACAUGUUUACAAUGACAAGACGGUACAAGAACAUUUUGAUAUCAGGAUGUGGGUGUGCAUCUCACGCAAACUUGAUGUCCAUCGUCAUACACGGGAGAUAAUCGAAUCCGCAGCUAAGAAGGAGUGCCCACGUCUUGAUAAUCUGGAUACUCUCCAGUGCCAAUUAAGGGACAUACUGCAAAAAUCAGAGAAAUUCUUGCUUGUAUUGGAUGAUGUCUGGUUUGAUGAUUUGAGUAGUCAGAUGGAAUGGGACCAACUGUUAGCUCCUCUAGUUUCUCAGCACAAGGGAAGCAAAGUCUUGGUAACUUCUCGUCGGGAUACAUUUCCUUCCGCUCUUUACUGUGAAAAGGUGCUCCGUUUGGAAAGCAUGAAAGACACUCAGUUCUUGGCACUCUUCAAAUACUAUGCCUUCACUGGAGCACAAAUCAGAGAUCCUCCCUUGCUUGCAAGGCUAGAAGAGAUUGCAGAGGAGAUAGUUAAGAGGCUUGGACAGUCUCCUUUGGCUGCAAAAGUUGUUGGUUCCCAGUUGAAAGGGAAAAUGAAUGUCCCUGCCUGGAAAGAUGCUCUGACUUUAAAGAUUGACAACUUAAGUGAGCCCAGAACAGCUCUGCUGUGGAGUUAUCAGAAGUUAGAUCCACGUCUUCAGAGGUGCUUUGUAUAUUGCAGCUUGUUUCCGAAAGGACACAAGUAUAACAUUGAUGAGUUGGUUCACCUGCUGAUAGCAGAGGGGCUUGUUGAUCCAUGCAACCAGAAAAGGAGAAUGGUAGAUGUUGGAAAGGAUUACCUCGAUGAGAUGGUUUCUGGGUCUUUCUUGCAACCAUUUUCUGAAAGUUCUAUGGACACAUGCUACAUUAUGCAUGAUCUUCUUCAUGAUUUGGCAGAAUCGCUCUCUAAAGAUGAUUGCUUCAGAUUAGAAGAUGAUAGGGUGACAGAAAUACCAUGCACUGUUCGUCAUCUGUCUGUUCGUGUUGAGAGUAUGAAACAACAUCAGCGCAGUAUCUGCAGGAUACAUCAUUUGCGCACUGUUAUCUGCAUCGACCCACUUACUGAUGAUGUGAGUGAUCUUUUCCGUCAGGUACUGCAAAACUUGAAGAAGUUACGUGUACUCUAUUUGUGCUUCUACAAUAGUGACAAGCUACCUGAAUCUGUUGGUGAGCUGAAGCACCUUCGGUAUUUAAACCUCAUUAGAACUUCCAUUGCCGAAUUGCCUGGAUCAUUAUGUGUUCUUUACCACCUACAGUUACUUCUGUUAAACCAUAAAGUCAAGAGUUUGCCUCACAAACUCUGCAAAUUAAGCAAGUUAUGGCAUCUCGAAGGGUAUCAUGAUCUGGGAUACAGGAUGUGUGAAGUAGCUCUGCCUCAAAUCCCUUACAUAGGCAGGCUAACUUCGCUCCAGCAUGUUAAAGAAUUUUGUGUGCAAAAGCAGAAGGGAUGUGAGUUGCAACAGCUUAGAGACAUGAAAGAGCUUGGUGGCAGUUUAAGAGUCAGAAACCUGGAGAAUGUCACUGGAAAGGAUGAAGCCUUAGAGUCAAAGCUGUAUCAGAAAAUUAAUCUGGGAAGCUUGGCCCUUGUCUGGAGUUGCAAUAAUCGCAUGAAUGCAGAUGGUAGUUUACAGUUGGAGAUUCUAGAAGGUUUGAUGCCACCGCCUCAACUGAAAGGCCUUGAAAUCAAGGGUUACAAAUCUGAGAUGUAUCCAAGUUGGUUACUUGAUGGUUCGAAUUUUGAGAAUUUGGAAUCUUUUAAGCUUGUUGAUUGCAGUGUAUUAGAAGGCCUGCCACUCAACACCAAGCUCUUCAGGCAUUGCUCUGAACUGGAACUCGAGAAUGUCUGGAGUCUGAAAACAUUAUCUUAUCUUCCAGCAGCCCUCACAUGCUUGUCAAUUGGCAGUUGCCCACUGCUUACGUUUAUUGCCAGUGAUGAGCUAGAUCUGCAUGAUCAGAGGGAGAACAUCAUGAGAGCAGACUACUUGGCAUCACAACUUGCUUCGAUAUGGGAGGUGGAUUCCGAAUGGGAAAUUAAGAGAAUAUUAACGUCACAACAUUCAUCUCUGAAGCAAAUGAUGACUUUAAUGGAUUCUGAUAUGUCACAUCUUCAAACCAUUGCAAGUGCUGUAGAAAGAGAUAAUGACGAGGUAAUACUGACAGAUGAUAUCAUUAAGGCAUGGAUAUGUUGCCAUGAACAGAGGAUGAGAUUCAUUUAUGGAAGAAGCAUCGGCUUGCCAUUGGUUCCACCAUCAGGUCUUUGUCACCUUCAUCUUUCUUCACGCAGUAUUACAAAUAGGGCAUUAGCUGUUUGCCUUGAUGGUCUCACGUCACUGAGAUGUUUGGUCUUAAUGGAGAUCAUGACUUUAAGUACACUUCCAUCACAAGUGGUUCUCCAACAUUUGACAAAGCUCGAACGCCUUCACAUUUCAUCCUGCUGGUGUCUCAGAUCAUUAGGGGGGUUACGAGCUGCUACCUCUCUUUCAGAUUUUCAAUUGUUUGACUGCCCUUCUUUAGACUUGGCAUGUGGAGCAGAUUUUUUGCCAUUAUCUCUUGAGACGCUCCGGAUACGGCGUUGCAUGGUUGCAGCUAAUUUUUUCAGUAGUGUCCUGCCACUCCUGGGGGAUCUUACCAUGUUUGUCUGCAGAAGCUCUGCAUCUUUGUCAGUUGGUCGUCUGACCUCCCUUGAAUCACUAUCACUGGGAGUUUUACCUGAUCUGUGCUCUCUUGAAGGACUGUCUUCCCUGCAACUUCACUCUGUACAUUUCACAGAUGUCCCGAAGCUUGACGCAAACUGCAUUUCACAGUUCCGGGUCCAGAGAUCUAUAUAUGUUAGCAGCCCUGUGAUGCUCAACCACAUGCUCUCGGCUGAAGGCUUUACAGUUCCGCCAUUUCUGUCUCUUGAAGGACUCAAGGAAUCCUCUGUUCUAUUUGAAGAAUCUGCAAAUUUCAAAUCUGUCAAAUGCUUGAGGUUAUUUGAUUGUGAAAUGAGUUCCCUGCCAAUAAAUCUGACGUGCUUCUCCAACCUGAUGGAACUCGAAAUCUUUAGGUGUCCCAAUAUAUCAUCUUUACCAGAUCUGCCAUCCUCCCUCCAGCACUUAGUCGUGUGGGAGUCUGAACUCUUGCAGAAGAGCUGCCGAGUACCUGAUGGAGAAAGCUGGCCAAAGAUUCAGCAUAUCCGCUGGAAGAAAUUCACAUAA